GUGUAACCUUUUCAAUUGGUGUUGGCGAACAACUGUAGUUUUUUAUGACAACAAGCGCUGAUACUAAUGCACUUUCUUUCUCUUUACCUGUUGACAACUGCUACGGAGCAGAUCUGAUGAUCGAACAUGUUUUGCAAAGCAGCGAAGCGAAAAAGAUCGUUAUUGAAGCAUUGAUUGGACAAGGCGCCAAUGAGCAUUAUUCGCCAAACCUAUUAGAAUCUAGUGUUGUGUAUGCCGCGGAUAAGUCGAAAGACAGGCCGCCGGUCCUUGUUGAAUUUUCAUCUGCUGUAGACAAGAACUACUUGCUCCGUGUUCUACGACAUUGUGACGAAAUUUUCUCUGCAUACGGUGCGUUGCCUGUCGUUCUGGUUACUGCCAUCGAUCAAUGUAGCCGCCAAGUCCUGAACAAAGCCACCAAGAACAAGUCAAAGCCUUUUCUUUUCAAGUUACCCUGCUAUCCAUGGGCAAACCAAUGCUUCAUUCUAAGCAAAGAAUCAAUUUCUUCCCAUAUCGAUAAAAUACCGUUGGAUCCGGUUGUCGCUCUUGGCUCCUUCUUCAUGGAACAGAAACAAUUGUUGGCCGAACACACUCAUCAUGAUGACCCAACCAUCCAACAGCUAUAUUACAUCGCAGAACCAAUUAUCCAAAAACAGGUUACUGAGCACUCAAGGAUAAGUCACUUGUUACGUGUUAUUAAUGAAAUAGAAUUACGAUGUGGCAAGGCCAUAAGGAUGCUUGACGACGACGCCGACUAUUCCAACGCGAAAAAGCGAACCAUCGAUUUACUAAAGGAAGGGAUGGCUUUCAUAAGAACAUGCAAGCGCCAAUGCAUAUCAAAUCCAUCAUCACCCAUGCUGGAGCCCCCCACUUCAGCUUCCCGUGAUUCAAGCGACCCAUCGUCAGGAAACAGCUUACCUGAGUCAUCAUCUCUCCAGCAAAACAUCUCGCGAGAACUGCUAUCAUCCAUCAAUGACCAUACAACUAUCGACGAGAACACCACAAAUUAGCAAUAUCUUUUGGGGGGUUUUUGAGGAACACAUAGAAUAAAUCGUGGGGAUGAACAGGAUGAACUGACAAGCGUGCUAUCAUAGUAGCUGCUGCAAAGAAUAUUUUAAAAAAAAUUUCCGCACAUGCUAGUCUUAGAAAUGCAUACAAUUUGCUGGGAAAGAUAAGGGGCCAAUAAACGUUGACAAAAGGGAUAGUGAGGUCGGGUUAUCAGUGACAUAUAAUUUGUG
Messenger RNA from Radiomyces spectabilis, 1235 nucleotides. RefSeq lists its product as uncharacterized. Lineage: Eukaryota; Fungi; Mucoromycota; Mucoromycetes; Mucorales; Radiomycetaceae. The transcript has 2 exons. The record is from RefSeq and is a predicted model, not a curated record. The coding region runs from base 45 to 1007 and encodes 320 amino acids.